GGUAAUAGGACAAGGAGUGGUGCAAAGGUGCGUUCACGGCUAUUUUGAAUAGAAAGUACAAAGCCGUCAAACUGGAAAUCCUGCUUGCUACACGCCCGCCUGUAGAAACACCGUGUUGGACGUCUGGCUACACAGACGGUAAAGGUUCGUGUUUACUGUAGUUUCUUGAAAGAAAACCGGCAAAAUGAGCAAAAUCUCCAAGUUGUUUAAGGGGAGCUCCGAUUCGAGUUCCUCGUCCAAACACCAUCGGUCGCGGGGUGGACCUUCACCCCAGGAGGCCAUCCACAGACUCCGGGAAACCGAGGAGAUGUUGACAAAGAAGCAAGAAUAUCUGGAGAAGAGGAUAGAGCAAGAGUUAGCGCUCGCCAAGAAGCACGGCACAAAAAACAAACGCGCUGCACUGCAGGCCUUGAAGAAGAAGAAGCGACUGGAGCAGCAGCUCACCCAGAUCGAUGGCACACUGUCCACCAUUGAGUUUCAGAGAGAAGCGCUGGAGAACUCACACACCAACACCGAGGUUCUGAAGAACAUGGGUUAUGCAGCUAAAGCCAUGAAGCACGUGCAUGAGAACAUGGACAUUGGUAAGAUAGAUGACCUGAUGCAUGACAUCACGGAGCAACAGGACGUGGCUCAGGAGAUCAGUGAAGCCAUCUCCAGACCUUUUGGGGAAACAUUUGACGAGGAUGAGCUGCUGGCAGAGCUGGAAGAGCUGGAGCAGGAGGAGCUUGAGAACAGCAUGAAGAAGAUGGGUGGAUUACCCAGCGUGCCCAACGCCAAACUGCCUUCAGCAAGGCCCGGUCAGCGUGCAACAACAAAGAAAAGGGUUGAAGAUGAUGAUGAUAUGCGAAUGCUGGCAUCAUGGGCAACUUAAGGAAAUGCAGGCUUAAACGCAGGCUUAAACUCACUGAAAGUGAGACACACUUUGUAUAAAUCAUAAUUCUUUUGUCUUUUUUUUUUUUAGUGAAGUGCAUAUUUUCUCUGUAACCAUUUAGUCCAGCUGUGCAAGAGGUAUUAUGAGGAAAUUAAAAAGUGUAAAUGAAGGAAUCAACAGACUUUUAGAUGUUUAUUUUUUGUUUGUUUGCUUUUGUUUUGUCUCGCGCUGUCUUAGAAUAUACUGCCUGUAAAGGCCUGAAGACAUGAAGACGGCUGGUCUUUAAUAUGAAGCAGAAUUCAAAUUGUUUUUCAAACUGCUGUAAAUAUGCAUAGACCCCUCAUCCCUGUUGUACAUACAGUAUGUAGCUUUUCACUUCUAAAUAAAACCCUACAUAAUAGCGUUGCAAAUAAC
This is a messenger RNA of Betta splendens (Siamese fighting fish), 1285 nucleotides long. It is a transcript of the gene chmp4c, whose product is annotated as charged multivesicular body protein 4C. The transcript has 5 exons. The coding region runs from base 185 to 871 and encodes 228 amino acids. Lineage: Eukaryota; Metazoa; Chordata; Actinopteri; Anabantiformes; Osphronemidae. Gene Ontology annotation, biological process: late endosome to vacuole transport via multivesicular body sorting pathway; vesicle budding from membrane. The record is from RefSeq and is a predicted model, not a curated record. Gene Ontology annotation, cellular component: cytoplasmic side of plasma membrane; multivesicular body; ESCRT III complex.